AUGCCUGGAAUAGGUACUCUUGUAGACCUCUUGCUGUUCUACACUCUGGAAAGAGUCCUUUUCAACAGAAUGGUGGGAUCAAUGGGCAAAAACUCCCAACAAGUUAAGAGAGCAAUGGCUCUCUGGCUCAUGCUCGAAGAAAUAGGGUACCACGAUUUGAUUCGAAUGGUCCAUUCCUACGAUGACAAGACCAUCGAAGCUCUCUUCAACGAGUCAUUGCGAUGCUUGGAGUUCAUACAACCAAAUGCUGCACCACCGACUGACUCACAUGAUACUCGUGUUUUUCUAGGCCUUUUUGAUGAGCCAAUGAAUUUCAGGUUCUUUUACUACAAUCGCGAGUUUAUGUACAAGCGUUACGUGCACAUCAUGGAGAUUGUUUGUGACAAAAUAUUCGGUGAGAAUGCUGCCAUUGAAGUUGACGAGUCUGGUCUGAAGCCAGUGGCUAGACCUCUUGGAGAGGGAUCUACUACAUCACAGGCUUCCACUGAAUCUAACCAGCUGCUACUGAAUCAAGAUAGUGAGGCACCCAAGCUGUCAAAUUUGAAUCCUGGUGCUAAUGAGUUUACUCCGGUACAAACCCCGGAAGAUACAAGAACAAUGUUUCUGACAUUCUCUAAAGGUUACCCUUUGAGCCGGGAAGAAAUUAUUUACUUCUUUACCUCGAAAUGGGGAGAAGUGGUGCAAGAUGUUUUCAUUGAACUUACUCAUCCAGGGCAGGACCCUCAGUUCGGACGUAUUGUUUUCACUACUUCAUUGGUGAUACCAUGGGUUUUGAAUGGGCAAGCAAAAGCAAAAUUCUUUGUCAACAGAAAGCAUUUGUGGGUUCGAGUUUACGUGCCUCGUUAUAGAGGAAGGAGAAAGUUUAUCAAAUGGUACAACAAUUCAAGGAAGUAUUACUCCUUCUAG
Molecule: messenger RNA, 906 nt
Organism: Theobroma cacao (cacao)
Lineage: Eukaryota; Viridiplantae; Streptophyta; Magnoliopsida; Malvales; Malvaceae
Source: RefSeq, a predicted model, not a curated record